Carassius carassius (crucian carp) is the source of this 3631-nucleotide messenger RNA. It is a transcript of the gene trim8a, whose product is annotated as tripartite motif containing 8a. NCBI's taxonomy places the organism in Eukaryota, Metazoa, Chordata, Actinopteri, Cypriniformes, Cyprinidae. Bases 1807 to 3507 code for a protein of 566 amino acids. The transcript has 6 exons. The record is from RefSeq and is a predicted model, not a curated record.
GUAUGUUGAACUGUAUCCUGAGUUGCAGUCCUGUGCCUGCAUUCCUCUCAUCUAGGAUUAGCUUGAAAGGCGGAAAAAAAUCAUAAAUAAUAACAGACGCAGAUUGGAAUACGGCGCUGAAGCAUCUGUUUUCAAUCAGGACUAACGUUUUAAAGGACGUGAUAUCCCUGGGUGAUCGCAGAACUGGAUCUGUUUGCUUUACGGGAGCCGUGUAAAAUAAAGGGCACACAAAUGAGAGGAAAAGUACAUAGAUACGUCGUUUUUAAUUCGCGUUCAACCGGAAAACGAGCGCUGGUGAGCGAUAACAAGAAGCCAAACGAUAUCGUCUUCUUUUAAGAGCAACAAAGGUAUCUGGCUGUAAUACAUUAAUAUUUUAGGCGAGUUAGCUUCGUCAAAAUAAAAAUACAAGACAUUAGGCUUUCAAAAUGAACGCAAUCCGUCUGUGGUAAGUGCGGCCAGGUAAACAUCAGGCGAAACAUGGACAGAAAUUAUUCUAUAAUGUUUAACCAACACAGAUAGCAAGAGAAUAGCUCUGAUAAUUAUAAAAUCGCAGCUCUUUGUGGUUUAAUGCUACGAGAGCAUGUUGGUAUGCAUGUAUACGCGCCAAUUGUACGUUCAUUCAAUGUCGUGUCAUUAUAAUAUAUAAAAUAGUCUUUCUAGCUUCACCGGCUUCCUCUCUUAUAGUUGUAGGGGACAGAAAUCUUAUCGCUAUAGUGUUACACGAGCAGCACCGAUACUCAGGUCUACUUUAUUGUAAUUCCAGCAGUGCAAAUGUCAUGUGCCCUGGGCACAAAUCAAACGCGUGAUCGACUGCUUGGGUGAACGACUAGCGCUCUACAGCUGCUUACGAAAGGACGUUUCAGCGCAACUUGUGGCGUCACCCUUUUCCUGUUUAAAACUGUUUAAACGACGAUACGAUUUUUACAUUUGGAUUUAACUGAUCUUAUCUUGACUGACUCUGGACGUUAGACGAGGUCGUAGCUUUUAACUAGUUAGUUCGAGUUAUCUUUCAGCGGAUUGUCAGGCGUCUGUCAUUUAACGCGUGCUCCGUCUGGCACUGGGUUUGGAAAUAGACUGACAGUUGGUUUGACCGAUGCUUUUCAAACCUAUUCGAGCUUCUGCGCGGAUUCGUUUUGACCGUUAAAAGGCAUUAUUUACGGGAUCUCUGAAGAAUAGUGUAUUACAAGGUAACCUAUUUUCAGGUAAAGUAAAAAAAAAUUGGAUAUUGUUAAGCUUAAAUCAGGCAAAGACGAAAAUAAAUGUGCCACUAUUUGGGUCACCAACUACUUUGCAUACAUUAAAUUAUUAUUACUGUUGUAAUAAGCAAUUCAUUACUGCGUUUUAAUGUUUUUGUUUAGUUGUCAGACUAUCAAAUGAUAUUAAAAAUCGGAAGUAAAGUUCGUAAAACGAACACAACGGUUAAACUGAUUUUUCAUAAUAGCAUUUUAAAUUAGUUAAUUUUCUAUCAUGUUUCGCUCGCCCUAAAAUGUUACCAUAAUCAGUUAGUGCUCUUUUUUAUGGUUAUCAUUUGUCGAAGUUUCUCUCGUUAAAAAGGAACCCUAGACGUCUUAGAUUCCUUCUUUCACGCCCGUCUGUGGUAUUUGAUUGCUGACUAACUUCGCCAGGAGCACAAACGCUCCCUUGGUAUGUUUGGGUCUGAUCAGCAGCUGUUUCUCUGGGGCUUCUGUGCUCGACUGACCUAACACCUGGAUCUAAAUGAAAGAGUCGCGAGAAUGAGCGAAACCUUGUUGGGACGGUGCUAGAACUUGAUGUGUGCCUUCCGCGAGCGGAUCAACUUAAAACUGUAUGUCUGAUCAACUGGUUGAGAUGGCUGAGAACUGGCGGAACUGCUUCGAGGAGGAACUCAUUUGUCCCAUUUGUUUGCAUGUGUUCGUGGAGCCCGUGCAGCUGCCGUGCAAACACAACUUCUGCCGGAGCUGCAUCAGCGAGGCCUGGGCCAAAGACACGGCCAACGUGCGCUGCCCGGAGUGCAACCACGCGUACAAUCAGAAACCCAACCUGGAGAAAAACAUCAAACUGAAUAACAUUGUAGAGAAGUUCAACGCGCUGAACGUCGAGAAAACUCCGGCCGUGUUGCAUUGCAUUCUGUGCAGGCGAGGGCCUCCUCUGCAAGCGCAGAAAGUGUGUCUUCGUUGUAAUGCACCGUGUUGCCAGUCUCACAUCCAGACGCAUCUCCAGCAGCCCUGUCCCGCUCCCGGACACCUCCUGGUGGGGGUUGAGGAGGUGCGGGCCUGGAGCUGCCUGCACCACGAUGAAUACAGACUCUAUCACUGCGAUGCGGAACAGGUGGCGGUCUGCCAGUACUGCUGCUUCUCCAGAUGUGCGUCCAACCACAGCCACGCGGUGUGCGACGUGGAAGUGCGACGCAAUGACAUCAGGCAUAUGUUAAUGAAGCAGCAGGAUCGCAUUGACGAUCGAGUGAAAGACAUUGAGGAGCAGCUGUAUAAGUUAGAGACUGACAAACUGCUGGUGGAGGAUAAGGUACAGCAGCUGAAGGACGAGGUGCGUGUGCAGUAUCGCAAAAUGCACCAGCUCUUAGAAGAUGACCUGGGGAGAACUCUAGAGGUGCUGGAUAAAGCACACUCCAAAUACUGCCAGGAGAACUCGACCCAAACCCUCCAGCUCAAUGAACGCCAUCAGGAGGCCAAGAAACUGCUCAGCUCUGUCCAAGUUGUGUUUGACAAGGCAGAGGAUAUUAACUUUAUGAAGAACACGAAACCAGUAAAAAUACUCAUGGACAGAUCACAGUCAUGCACAGGCAGUGUUCUGCCUCCUUACAAAGUGGGUCAUCUUAAUUCCAAAAUAUUCUUGUCUGAAGUUUCAAAAAAGGAAAAGAACUUGAGAAAAGUACUGGAAGCACCAUUCAGUACUCCUGCGCACUUCCUCCAGAGUGUUUCUGUCCACCCCUCCAGUGUGAAUACCUCUGGGGGUGAGAAACGCAAACACUCCAAGGCCUUCCCUGAAAGCAGCACCAGCCUGCUGGAGUCAUCGUCAGGCCCCAUGAGCAAACAGCAGUUCCUGGGUCAAGGUUCCCACUCCACAGACGGGCCGGCGUCGCAGCCACCCAUGGCUCCCUGUAGCUCCACCCAGCACAUUGUAGGCCUCAGCAGUAGCAGCAGUGCCCAGUCUGUCCAUCAUUCCAGCUCCGUUUUUACUCCAGCCGACUACCCCAACCCCAGCUCGUCCCAGCAGGCCAUGCUGCCGCAGUACGGCGGCCGUAAGAUUCUCAUGUGUACGAUGGACAACUGCUACUGCUCUAGUGUCCCCUCCAUAUCUAACCACCGUGGUCAUCCUCCCUACCCACGCUCUGGAUCUUUCCCUUGGACACAGGACUACACCCACCCCCUGCCCUCCACACCUUCAAUGUCCCAGCCUCUCCAGGGGCUCUCCAUGCAUGACUGGAUCGAUGCCUCACAGAGCCAUAGACACCCUGAUUUCUAUGGACUCUACGGGCAAUCUUCCACUAAACCAUACGUCACCAGUUAACUUCCACUGCAACUCUGGUUUAUCUCCAAUAACUCGCCCAAUUACUUAAGUUUCAGUCACAUUUGCAAAAUGUAAGUGAAAUUUUGCAUGCAAAAACAAGUCCAUUCUCAAUAGCAUAUAGAUG